AAAAAAACAAACAGGAAAUAUUAAGGGCAGCCAAUUUCUUCGACGUAGGACCUUUGCAGCGAGGACCCGAUGCCAGGUCCAGCAGAUAGAUCUCAGACUUCUCUGCCUUUCCGGUCCUGUCUCUGGUUGCCUGGUUACAGACGCUGCUGCACCCGCGCAUCUAAAAAUGUCUACAAGCGGAACUCCACCACGUUCAAAGAAGCAAGAACAUUUUCAAAAUUGCAGACGUGAGUGGGAAGAGUGGAACCCCUGGCAGUGGAUACGAGACAAACUGUUCUCUGUUGCUCAUGGAUUAGCUGAAGUAAGGCAGCAUCAGGAGACCAACAUGGAAGAACCAUGAGAACAGAGAGAACCCAACCAGCAGGUCACAGUUUAUCAUCAUCUAAUCAUCUCCUGAAGUCCAUAUGGUAAGAGACAUCAGUAUCUGGUUGUUAAUUUACCAGAGGAUGCUUAUAAUCAUGCUGAUGUGGUCUGUACUCUACAGUAUUUUAGUGACUCAAUAAAUGCCUAAGUUUAUUAUUUGUUAAUGCUUUUAUAGUUUUUAAUAAACAUUUAUUUAAUAGCCUAUAUGUAAUCAAUAAAUGGCCUUUGACUAUGUAAAGAAAAACUCAGAACUCUGAUAUGCUAACAGUACUAAAUAAAUCAAGAAAUACAUGCACACACACAUAAAUAUGUCAAUACAUUAAUUAUAUUAAGAUAAGAUUUAGAUGAAAAACAACUGUCUGCAGAGAAUUUCUUUGUACAGUAUUCUGCAUUCAGUUGUUUAUGUUUUUGCAGAAUCCAGUAUUGCUCACUGGUUGGUCAUUACAUUUUGUUAGUUUGAUUUCACUGUUUAAAAUGAUGCCACCUCUUUUCAGACAGAACCUGUGAUAAUAAAACAAUACAAAAUUUUUAGUUCCGUGUUAAUAAAGCACUUAAAGCUUUAAGUAUGGCUAAAUGCUUUUUUCAAAAUUAAAUAUAUCACUCCUUAGGUGGUAGUGGCCCCAAGUUCAGUAAAGUUGGAAAGAUAUUCACAGAUUCAGACUUCCAGCAUCAAUAACUCAUUAGAUAUAGGUUGUCAAAACAUAAACGGUGCCUCUUUCCCAUUGUUGCAAGGCAGACAAUGUGCUACAAGCCCAGUUUUAUCAAAAGUAGCUGUCUUUCAAGCUACAGGAAUAACAUUGGUGUCUAUGGAGUGAACAGGGUCCGUCUGCAAUUUGCAAAACCGCUGCAACAGUAAAGAGAGACAAAUAUUCAAUAACUUCACUCUUCUACAUUGUAGUGUCACUAAAACGAUCCUUCCAUGGUCUAAUAGUUCUGACCAACAUGCUGAUAUGAGCCUUAAAGUUUACCCAGAAUGACCUUUUUAAACCAAUGAUUGUUUGUAGGACUCUAAACUGUUCACACUAGGAUACAUCCCAUAAUGCCCAUGAUCACAGUUGGUUCUAGAGAAAAUCAACAAAAAUCAUAUUUAAUGUUUAGACUGUGAUCUGGAUGGAUGAAAUUGUUUUGUUUUGCAACAUUUUGUGAUCAUUUUAGUCUGUUUCUCUCACAUUUUGGUUGUUUUACAUCUUUUGGUGAUAAUUGUGCAUCAAAUUUAGGUUGUUUUCUGUCACAUUUUGUUCAUUUUGUGUCACAUUGGAGUUGUUUUGCAUCUUGCUGUGUUCAUUUUGCAUCACUUAAACUGCUGUUCAUACUAUGAUGCAUCUAAUAAUAUUGAUGCUCAAAGAGGGUUAUAGAGAAAAAGAACAGAAACCAGAUUUAUUCUUCAGACUGAGACACCUGGAUGGAUGUAAAACUGAUCUGGAGUCAGUUUUUAGCAGAAUUCAGAUGUGUUUUUCCACCUAAAAUGUCAUCUGUCUAUCUGCUGUACUGAUGAUAUGAUGUCAUCGAUGAUGCCAUCUGUGAUGUCAUAAGGCUCAUUUGCCUACACUGUACAUUUUGAAUGUCUUUAUUAUGAUGUCAUCUGUGAUGUCAUCUGUGAUGUCAUAAGUGAUUAGAAAAGGCUAUAAAUUCAGGUCAGAAAAUUCAGGAUUCCACACUCCUUCGUGACGACGCCGAACCAUGGACCGAGAACCAACCAGAAGAACCGUGCAGAACCGUGUACCGAAAACCGAAAACAUGUCGGGAAAUGAACAGCAAUUAGGACCUGAAUGGGAAGACAUGAUGGAGACCAUUGUUGACUUUGAUAAUGAGAUGGAAGCGCUGAUGGAAAGUAUUGUUCCAUUAGACACAAGCAGCGACCAAUCUGAACCGACCACAGUGGACCAGUGUGAACUGCAGACAGAACAAACUGUCUGUCUGUCCAAAGAAGAUGUUCUGCCAAUCAUAAAACUGUCUUUGAGCAGAAUCUCGGAACCGCAGUGGAACUUGUUGGCUGCAGGUACUACCGACUGUGCGACGGUUAGAGUUCUGAGUGAUGUGAUAUCCAACAUCACUCAGGCUCUUGGUGCAGAAGUCGUCAGACGGGUAGUCCGUGACAUUCCUGAGCUCAAAGCAGCAUCAGCGGCUGGCAGACAGAAUGUUAAGCUUUCUCUGGGAGACUCCAUCUCUGCCAGUGUUGCAGAGUCUCUCAGCCUCCCAGAGAGAAAAUUGAAGAGCAUGAAACAGUUGACAGAACUUAUUGAGAUGGAAGUUUCAGAGCAGGUGAACUCUGCUGUGUCUCUGGCCAUCAGCAGUUCUGUUUUACCAUCACAACUGGCCACUAAUAUCAGCGGCUCCGAGUCCAGCAUCAGAAACCUGAAUCAGUUGGUGCUUCAAGCGGCUGCAUGUCUGAAAAAAUAUGCAAAGAAGCUGUGCGCACACUGCUCAGUGGGAAACCUGCUGCUCUGUUCAGGGGAACCAAAGGAGGCUCACACUGAGGAGGUUUCUGGAACUGUAGAGGAGGACAUCGUUGUGAGCUCAUGUAACGAAGAAAACUUCAUCACUGAGCCAGAGGUUCUUGCUGCUGGACACAAACGUUCUCCAACACCCGCCGAUCUGAGUCCUGUUCUGAGUCCCGCUGUUGCUGCAGCAGAUUCCAAAUCUGUCUGCAGUAAUGAUGAGGGUGAUGAUGAGGGUGAUGAUGAGGGUGAUGAUGAAGGUCCAGCUGAAGUGUCUACACCGGUUGUAGCCCUCAGGGACUCUGAGUCUCUUUCUGAGUCUCUUUGCAGUUUGGUUUCAGUCCAUGAAGAGCCUGAGCCCCAUCAGAGCUCCUCUUCUCCAGAACCGAUGACCAAACUCAUCGCUGCUUCCGAACCUGAAGCUAAAACCGAAACCCCAGAUAUUCGUUCCAACAAGUCCCAAGAUAGCGCCGAUGCUAUCAAUGCUCUGCUAGUGAGGGUGCUGUUGAAAUCCCUUGAUAAAUCCAGAGACCCUGUGAUCACCAAGGACUUCCAGACUGUCCUGAACCGUGUGCUUGCCCUGCCGCUGGAUGAUAUCAGCGUUUCUGCCAGCAGAAUCAGCGAGACGAAUAAGAAAAUAUCCAAGUCCAUGUUGAAAGAUCUUCACAAGGAGUUUGGAUCUGCAGAAAAUCUGCUGAAGGCAGCUUUGACAGCAGAAGAUCCAUCUUUUGAUUAUGCUCUGCUGAUGAUUUUAAAAAUUAAUUUGAAAAUCAUCCCUCGGCCAGAUAGCAUGAAGUCAGCAGUUGAAAGGUUCCUCUCAGCGAUCAAGAGACGGUUCAAAAGGAACAAGCAAGAUACCAACGAUGACUCUUCAAAAUAAUGUCUUCAUCCAUCUUAAGAAAACAGCACCGAAAGCAUCUUUCCUUCAAGAUGAAUGGAUGAUCUGAUUAAUAGACUUUAAUAAUUAGAUUAACAAACUUUUAGAAUUAGAUUAACAAACUUUUAGAAUUAGAUUAACAAACUUUUAGAAUUAGAUUAACAAACUUUUAUAAUAAAACAGAGAUCAAAAAUUAAACUUCAAAUUUAAAAUAUAACUAAAACAAAUGAACUCAAAAUUCAAAAAAAAAAAUAAAAUAAUAAAAAUCAUAAUACCAGAACAUGUUUUCUAUUUGUUGACUGAGUGCAGCAGCUUUUCAUGAAUUCUUUCUUCUCACUUCAAUCCAACAACAUGAGUUUCACCUCAGAAUUUGUUUGUUCUGAGUGACUUUAACAGACUUUUCUGACAGGUGUUUUCUGUAGAAGGUUUAUCAGUGAGACUUUAGUUUCAACAUUUCAAUUCAUCACAUCAGUGAAGUAAAAGGAAAUGAAUUAACAUUGAAAAUAGGUUUAGAUUUUGGUUGCUCUGUGACUAAACUCAGGUUGAAAUAAUUAUUUUAACUCUUGCGCUUUAAUUUUAAAAAGUUACACAAAUGUCCUUCAGUAAAAAAAAACUCUGACAGAUAUUAUACAUGAAUAUUAAUUUCUAUUUUCACUGAGUAAAUGUUUGAACCAACAUCAGCUCUGGUCAUAGAAAACAAAUAUUCAUUUUCAGGAUUUUUCACCCUUAAAUUUGUUGACAUCAUGCCACUUAAAACCAAACAGCAUACGGAUUAUUUUCCAUGUGCUAAACGCUAAAUGUCAGCAGUAAUUAUUAUUAUUAUUUCUAACUUCUGCUGAAAACAACAGAUUAAUGCAGGUCUUAUUGAAUAAAGUGUGUCUGUGUCUAAACUCAGCUGCACUGAUCUGGUUCACUGAUUGUUCCGGAAGCUUCUCUCUGUGACAUCACACUGGGAGCUGUGCCACUCACGUUACCUAGCAAGAGCCAAACAAAAACAACAAGCCAGAAACCAAAGAUAGAAUAGAAUACAUAUAGUUUACUGAUGGUUAAUAGGGAAUUGAUGUGUAACAGCAGCAUGCAGAGGAGGAGUGAGGGGAGGUGGGCUGAGCUGAUGGAGGUUGGAGGAGGAGGGUGGAGGAGAUCCUGGACACAAGUCUUUUUGGGGAUACGCUGCACUACUGACCCUGGUACACUCACCCCUCUAGAAUUACACAAAGAUCUGAAGUAUAACAGUACACAUUUAUCACUAUUGGUCUUAACAAAACACACAACAAAGCAAGAUUUACCAGCAAUACACACUUCCUAUCAAAAGCACAAGAGAAUUAGAGUUCUGCCUGCACCAAGCAAAAACUCAGAACAUUCCUUUAGACAAAAUGAGAUGCCUUAGAAUAGAAUAGAAUAGAAUAGAAUAGAAUAGGUCUUUGUUGUCACUGUUACAGAAAACAAUGAAAAUCAGUUUCACACUCUCCAUAUAGCAGCAUUAAAAAUAAUGUGUAUGUCUAUGAAUUUAUAAUGUAAAAUGUUUAAGUUCAGUGAGGUGAUAAAAUAAAAUAAAAGCGGGAGUUUUCAGCAGUACAUUUUGCAUCGUUCCAACAGACAUAUUUUCUUAAUCAUCAGGCAAAGGAGGAGGAACCGCCUUCUUAAUAUUCUCCAGAACUUUCCCAGGUGUCUGCUGAUGGCCGCCUGAUUUAUUCCAGAGUUGUUUCCUGGACCUCGCUGGCAAAGAUUCUAAUUUUGUUUGUCCAUUAAUCCCUUCAUUACUUUGUAAUUUCACGUUAAAUUGAAGUCGUUUGGUCAGCUAACGGUCUGGUGUGUCCAACGGUAACUGAAAGAAAAGAGACGCUCUCCUUAGCCAGUGUAGGGUUACCACCGCCCCUUAAAAUACGGAAUCGGCCUUUAUUGGACAAUUAAUUGUUGUUCCGUAUUUUCAUAAAUGCCCCGUACACGUCUGUCACACACUCAUCAAAACUGUUUAAUGUAAAAAAAAAAAAAAAAAAAAAACAGGAAAUAUUAAGGGCAGCCAAUUUCUUCGACGUAGGACCUUUGCAGCGAGGACCCGAUGCCAGGUCCAGCAGAUAGAUCUCAGACUUCUCUGCCUUUCCGGUCCUGUCUCUGGUUGCCUGGUUACAGACGCUGCUGCACCCGCGCAUCUAAAAAUGUCUACAAGCGGAACUCCACCACGUUCAAAGAAGCAAGAACAUUUUCAAAAUUGCAGACGUGAGUGGGAAGAGUGGAACCCCUGGCAGUGGAUACGAGACAAACUGUUCUCUGUUGCUCAUGGAUUAGCUGAAGUAAGGCAGCAUCAGGAGACCAACAUGGAAGAACCAUGAGAACAGAGAGAACCCAACCAGCAGGUCACAGUUUAUCAUCAUCUAAUCAUCUCCUGAAGUCCAUAUGCUGCUGACAGAAAACUGAUGACCAGAAAAGCAACACAUUGAAAGAGUGAAAGUAGCAGUUCCUCCUGAAGGUCAGAGAUUGCAGCAUCUGAGGGCCUCUUCAAAAGAUGACAUAGUUGAUGAAGACGUUCUGGAGCGGGACCAGAAAGACCACGACCAAGCAGCCUUGAGAUCUUAGGCAGAGUCUCCUUCGGGUGGAUGUCAACGGUGUUCACAGUCAGACCAAAGAACUACAGACUCUUCACAACCUGCUCAAACUCUUGGUACAGGACCUCACCACACGGGUCAAGAAGGUUUCUGUCUCAUUUCUACUCUGAAGCUCACCUUCUCCUGCUCAAACUGCUGACAAAUGUUUCUGCUGCUCUAAAGUCUGGUCUCCAGAACUUCCUAAAAACUCUCAAAGUCUCUUCUGCUGCAGGUUGCUUUGUAGAACUGUUCCAGAAAACCUCACUAAACCACAUGGAGGGGCCUCAAGAUAGUCGUCCAAAUGAAACCAUACAAAAACCAAACUAGUACAACCCAAAUGCUAAAGUCUCCUGCAGCCUACCAGAGAACCUCUGAGAACAGAGAAUCAUGACUGGAACUCUUACCUUCUGGACAACCAACGUUGGUUCACAAACAAGAAUACAGAAUGUGUCUGACCAAAAACCUCUAAAGACUCACUACAGCCAAGAUAAAGACACAACUCAGCUGGACCAAAUCCACUAAUCACUGCACACAUUACCACCAUGUGCUACCUGUGGCUAAAGAACCACAUUUACCAAGACAACUAUCCAGUACAAAGCCCUAAAACACACCAAGAAACACAUUAAAGAUGAUUUUACUGCUGGAAGCUGCAAGCCAACGCCUAAAGAAAUAACUAAAGCAACGGAACCAAACCCAGAUCACUGGUGAAGAGAAACAGAGGAAAUGUUUGUCUGCAGCUAAAUAAAGCAGGAAGACACUGAGCUGCUCAGGUGUUCCUGAUAACACCAAGCUGCCACCUGGACAGCCAAUAGGAACACAGCUUCCUGGAAGUCCAGAGGGCUGGGUUAGUGAAGGAAAUUUAGUUUAAAGUUGAAGCAGAAAGUUAAUAAAGAAAGUUGAAAACCACCUUCUGACACCUGAAAUCUCUGAGUUUUCACACAAAGAACACCUGAACAUGUCAAACUGGUUCCAUAGUAGAACCCUCAUUGUAAAAACGUCAUAGUAUGGUAUGUUGCUCAAAAAACAUUAGUACCCGGCUGUCUAGGGUCACCGAGGAGUAACACAAAAACAGGACAAAUGCUGGUUUCCAGGGGGUUAGGAGGAUAUUUAUUUGAAAAAGGAAGUUUACAACAACACAACAUGUGAGCAGAAAAAUCACAAAGUCUGUCUUUAGUUCAGCUGAAAAUAUUAGUUUUUGUCUUUUUUAUUGACCAAACUUUUCAGGAAGUAGAUGAAGAAUAAUUAAAGCUCUCAUGUAGAAGUCCAACUUAUUUUGGAUCCUUGUGGAGAGUUUAAUCUUAGAGUUUGUAAAGGUGUUGAGUUUUUAGAGUCACAUGGAUUCUUUUGAAAUUUAAUAACCGAGUCCUGAAA
Molecule: messenger RNA, 7631 nt
Organism: Amphiprion ocellaris (clown anemonefish)
Lineage: Eukaryota; Metazoa; Chordata; Actinopteri; Pomacentridae
Exons: 4
Coding region: 2044-3681 (545 amino acids)
Source: RefSeq, a predicted model, not a curated record